Mesoplodon densirostris (Blainville's beaked whale) is the source of this 1186-nucleotide messenger RNA. RefSeq names its product RAD9 checkpoint clamp component B (gene RAD9B). Gene Ontology annotation, biological process: cellular response to ionizing radiation; DNA repair; DNA replication checkpoint signaling. Lineage: Eukaryota; Metazoa; Chordata; Mammalia; Artiodactyla; Ziphiidae. Bases 146 to 1186 code for a protein of 346 amino acids. The transcript is spliced from 10 exons. The record is from RefSeq and is a predicted model, not a curated record. Gene Ontology annotation, cellular component: checkpoint clamp complex.
AGCACUCUCACGAAUUAGUGAUGAGCUGUGGCUAGACCCUUCUGAGAAAGGUCUUGCUUUAAGAUCUGUGAAUUCUUGUCGGUCAGCAUAUGGAUGUGUCCUCUUCUCACCUGUGUUUUUUCAACAUUAUCAAUGGUCAACCUCGAUGAAAAUGAAUGAUAGUGACACAAUAUCGAAUUUAGAUUGCAAAUUGGGAAUGAAGUCAAUUCUGCCUAUCUUUAGAUGUCUGAAUUCCCUCGAAAGAAAUGUAGAGAAGUGCAAAAUAUUUACCAGAUCUGAUAAGUGCAAAGUAGUUAUUCAAUUCUUCUGCAGACAUGGUAUUAAAAGGAUUCAUAAUGUGUGUUUUCAAGAAAGUCGGCCUUUGCAAGUUAUUUUUGAAAAGAAUAUGUGUUCUAAUACACUAGUGAUUCAACCAAGAGUGCUUGCUGAGGCAAUUGUUCUUUUUACAUCGAGUCAAGAGGAAGUUACUCUUGCUGUUACUCCACUGAACGUUUGCAUUAAGAGUUCUAAUGAGGAAUCAAUGGAUUUGACCAAUUCUGUAUACAGUGAGAUGUUUGUUGGGCCAGAUGAGUUUGACUUCUUUCAAAUUGGAGUCAACACUGAAAUAACAUUUUGCUUCAAAGAACUGAAGGGAAUGCUGACAUUUUCAGAAGCUACACAUGCUCCUAUAGCCAUUCAUUUUGAUUUUCCUGGGAAACCCAUGGCUUUAAGUAUUGACGAUAUGUUAUUGGAAGCCAACUUUAUUUUGGCUACAUUAGCUGAUGAGCCAAGUAGAGCAUCUUCUCCACAAUCACUGUGUCUUUCACAAAAACGAAAAAGGUCAGAGCUGAUACAUUCAAAUUCAGAGGCUGGUAAAAAUGCAACCAGCAAGGACGCAGAGUAUAUCUCAAGAAAAGCAGUACCCAAAAGGCUUUAUUCUGAGACUCGCACGAACAUCUCUUCAUUAGAAAACUGUGGCAGCCCUUUAACGGAAAGAGAGAACAGAGACAUUAGUGAAGUACCAGAAAGCAGUGUCAGUGACACGGAGGAAGUGCCAAGAUCUUCAUACCUCAGGAAGUUUUCUUGCAUGUUCUUUGGAGCAGUUUCUUCUGACCAACGAGAACACUUCAACCACCCUUUCCACAGUCUGGCAACAGCAAGUGACAGUGAAGAGGACGUGAAUAAUGGCAGUUUUUCUACAUUCUAA